AAAAACAAUUAAUUUACUCUUUGGGUAAAUGUAACAGAAAACGAAAUUGAAAUUUGAAUUUUGAAUCAAGAAUUUUGCACUUUGCAGUGCUUUUGCAUUGUCUUGCAGUCUUGCACCUUGCACUGCAAGCAGUAACUAGUGACGUGCAGUAAACAGAAAACCAUAGUAUUAUUAAACAUGCAUUUAAUUUUCUCAAAGCAAGUUAAAAAUCUGCGAUAAUAACCACACGUGUAACCCUGGAUCAAAAUCAAGAUGUAUGGAGCCACUGAGGCAGACGUCAAAGUAGAAAAAGACAAGCAGUCAAUGAAGCAGGAACUGCUGGAUGAACAGCACUGGGACGGCCAGGAGAUUGUGCCUGCAGCCAAGUUAGCUGACACCAAGCUAAGCGUUGAUGCCGCAGAUUUGGACAAGCAACUCCUUCUCUUGUUGAUGCCCGUUAAAUGUGAAUCAACUGUAAAUGAAGAUGAGCAAAUAGAGCUGGAAGAGGAGCAAUUUGAGCCAGAAGCUGAUCAAAAGCUAGACAAUGAAGAGUUAUCGGAAAGCGAAAUUCCUUCAGAAGAUGAAAAGUCUUCUGAAGACAAAGAUAGUGAUUGGGAGCCUUCGGUCAGUAAGCCGAGAGUGUGUGCGAGGAGCAACAACAAACGUGGUGCACCUCCAGCAAAGCGCACAAAGAACGCACCACCCGCAAAGUCUCACAGCUGCAAAGUUUGCUACAAAGAGUACAAAAGCGAAUCAUUGCUGAAAUCGCACACAAGACUCCACAGUGGGCACAAACCCUACCACUGCCACAUGUGCCUCUUCAGCACUGCGCAUAAAGGCCGCCUCGCGAGCCACGUGCUGACACACACGGGAGAGAAACCGCACGCCUGCAAACACUGUGGACACAAAUGCAGAACGAAAAGCGCUUUGACGAGCCACAUGAAAACACACGGGGGAGCCAAACCGUACACGUGUGAUGUGUGUAAGAAAAGUUUCACAAAGAAAUCAUCUUUGAUAGUUCACAUCCGGUCGCACAGCGGACAGCGACCCCACCGAUGUGAACAUUGUGACUCAACGUUCACGAGCCACCAACAUCUGAACAAUCACAUCGCAGUACAUUUCCCCAAACGCAUCUCAUGUUCACAGUGCGACUUCAAAUGCAGCACCAAGUACACGUUGAAAGUGCAUGCGCGGAAACACACGGGCGAGAAACCCUUCUACUGUGAGGUGUGUCACAGUAAAUUUGCUUUGCGCACGACUUUGUUAGCGCACAUGAGAACUCACACUGGCGAGAAACCCUUCUCUUGCAAGCUGUGCGAGUUCGUGACCGCGCGCAGCGAGAGUUUGGUCAGACACCGGCGUGUACACACGGGGGCGAAACCGCACGCUUGUAAAGAGUGUGGCAACACUUUCUCGAGCAGUUGCCAGCUCAAAACCCACAUGAAAUGUAAACACAGUGAUAUGCGACCGUUUAGUUGUACGCAGUGCGAUGCGAAGUUCAAAUUGAGCACAGGUUUAUCGUCGCACAUGAAAACACACGCCGGCGUCAAAGCGUUUAAGUGUGACACGUGUGGAAAGACGUUUGUGAGUAAAAAGAACCUCACAGCACACACCAAAACACACACGGGGGAAAAAAACUACGCGUGUAACAUAUGUGACUUCGCCACAGCGCAUGUGGGGCGUUUGAAGUCCCACAUAAUGGUGCACACGGGAGAGAAGCCGCACGCGUGUGACGUGUGCGACUUUGCGGCGCGGACGAAGGGCGCGUUGACUUUGCACAGCCGGUCGCACACCGGCGACAAACCGUAUUGCUGCAAAGUGUGUGAUUCAAAAUUCGCAACAAGCUGUGAAGUGACGAGUCACAUGAGAACUCACACUGGGGUAAAACCGUUCGCGUGCGAUGUGUGCAACUUCACCACCGCGCACAGGGGCCGGCUGGUGACGCACUCGUACACACACACGGGGGCGCAGCCCUACCCCUGCGGCCGCUGCAGCAGCAAGUUCAGGGCGAAGCACCAGUUGACUGAGCACAUGCGGAAACACACGGGCGAGAAACCCUUCCAGUGUGACGUUUGUUUACAAAAGUUCAGGUUGUCGGAACAUUUGAGAAAUCACAAGAAGAAACCUUGUACACUGAGUUCCUGAGCCCUCAUUCGCACGAGAGUUUUUUAACGGACGUUAAAAAAGCGUUUUUUCAUUUUUAUACUACAUUUUAACAUCCGUUAAAAAAAACUCUUGUGCGAAUAACAGCUUACUUUAAGAAAGCUCUUGCAUUUCAUUUAUUUUGACGACCUCCGUGGCGCAGUGGUGUGCGCGGUGGAUUUAUGACGGAGGUCUUGGGUUCGAUCCCCGGCUGGGUCGAUUGAGGUUUCCUUAAUUGGUCCAAGUCUGGCUGGUAGGAGGCUUCGGCCGUGGCUAGUUACCACCCUACCGACAAAGACGUACUGCCAGUCGGUUUAGCGUUCCGGUACGAUGUCGUGUAUAAACCGAAAGGGGUGUGUAUUUUCAUCCUCCUCCUAACAAGUAAGCUUAUAUCUUAGAUUGCAUCAUCACUUACCAUCAGGUGAGAUUGUAGUCAAAGGCCAAUUUGUAAAGAAUAAAAAGCGAUUUUCAGUAUAGGUACUCAUUACUUCUUAUGUAAUAAUAAAUGAAACGCCCUGCAGUUUCACCUGCGUAGUUCCCGUUCCUGUGAGAAUAAAAUGGACUAUGAUUCUCAUAAGUAACGUGGCUUUCUAUUGGUAAAAUAUUUUUUAAAGUUGGUUUAGUAAAUUCAAUUUUUUUUUCAUAUUUGCCUCAUUUUUAAAGGUAACCAACUUAUCUAACCAGUCGGUAAUAGUAUUAGGAGUGGAGAGACAGUAGUAGAAUGGGUUUCAAACGACCCCUCCGGGACGAGGACCCCUUUACAUUGAACUACUUAUGCUUUUGAGAUGACCCCCUACAACCUCAUUUUACCUCCAUAUUAGUAAAUAUAUAGAUAAGAAGUUCUAAUGAAAUAAAUUAGUUGCAUAAUA
Bicyclus anynana (squinting bush brown) is the source of this 2990-nucleotide messenger RNA. RefSeq names its product zinc finger protein 260. The transcript is spliced from 4 exons. Bases 253 to 2124 code for a protein of 623 amino acids. NCBI's taxonomy places the organism in Eukaryota, Metazoa, Arthropoda, Insecta, Lepidoptera, Nymphalidae. The record is from RefSeq and is a predicted model, not a curated record.